CAGAAUGUUUUUGCGGGUUGAAGGGCGAGUGUCGAAUAUCUACCUUACAUUCUAUUGAUCAUGCGUAUAUUGUCGUUGCUUAUCCCUUUUAUAUUUGGUAAAACUGUCAAUUGCACAUUGUACAAAAGUGCUGCAAGAAAUAUAUGUAAAAUGUCUGAUGCUGAAAAUUAUUCCAUUGCAUUUGUUACCAUCAGUGAUAAACAAGCAGCAGACAAGCUGUCAGAGUAUGUAUGAAUUUAAUAUUUUAUGUUCACAUAUAUUUUUAAAUUAAAUAACUCCUUUCUCUACAUCUGUACUAGUUGAUGUAGAUCUUUUAUCAUAUAAAUAUGAAAAACCAGAAAUUGCAGUAUAUUCCAUAUAAACUUGACGUACAAUUGUCUCAAACAGCAGAAAAUAUUUUCAACAAAUGACAUGAUUAAAAAAGUGGAAAUUGUUUCAUUUUUUGGUAGCUGGCUUGGGCGGUUUUGCCUAUCAAAACCGAUAGAUUGUCUGAUUCUAAACCGGUAAAACCGGGUUUUUUUCAAAAAAAUUGUGUAAACCUAAAAUGACUUCCGUUUUAAAAUAAAACUGUCAAGAACCCAUUUGAAAACUUGUAACUCUUUUAGUUCUUACUGACUUUAUGGAAAAAAUAAUAUAUAAUUUGUAUCUAAGUGUCAUGAUGUAAUUGAGUUUAAUUAGUUUCAUGUUUGGAGAAUUAAGAUCGAGUUUUGGGUGAUGACAGUAAACAAUUAUGUAAUGACGGUUUGUCGGUUUUCCAGUUUUUGUAAAAGCUAAACUGAAAAAACCGGUUUGAAAAUAAAACCGAAAAACCCCCCGGUAAACCACCCAUGCCUAAGCUGGCAGAGUUCUACCCCCGCAGAUCCACUUACGUACCUAUAUAUAUGCCACUUUAUAUGAAGCAGGUAUAAAAGUUGGUCAUAGUGCAACGCUCAUAUCUUGCACACAAAAACUGUCAUGGUUGACAUACAUCAAAUUUUUUGACAUUUUAGUGAGAUGCUCAACAAGAAAUUGGUUGCAUGUGUAAAUAUUGUUUCAGGUGUAGAGUCCAGGUAGACAAAAUUAUCAUUAAUGAUCCUUUCCACUGACUUUUUCAUAUUUACUGGCAAAUCUCAUUACUAAGACCUAACAAAUAUUAUAUAAAAUUAAGUUUCUUUUUUUACAAAGGUAUGUUUGGGAAGGUAAAGUAAAUAUUGACAGUGAAGUUUUAAUGGUGAGUUUUGAGUGUUCUUUUUCAUGAGAAAAUAUAUCUUUAGUUCCUAUACUCUAUAGCAAUUAUUUAGUAUUAAAUAAUUUCCACAACUUAGAUUAUCAAGACAAGAACAUCUAGAUUAAAAGAACUGGGUGAGCUGAUUAAGUAAGUGUCUUUUGAUUUUUUCUGUGUUGGUGUUAUGUAUUCAGGUGAAUAUGAUGUUUGUGAUGUUACUCUGAGUGUAUAUCCACACCGGGCAAGCUUGAAAAUUAUGCCUGGUCACGACCAGACCGCGUAGCUCAGUGGACGACUUACGCUUUAGAAAAAUUUUUAAUCUGGGAAUAACAAAGGAUAUUUUCUGAAAGAAGUUAUCGAAAUUAGAAAAACUGCAAAGUUUGGUUGCGAAAUGUUGUAAAAUAUGGAAAAUAUAGCCCUGCGAAGUUGGAAAAUUUGUAUACAUUUCUAUUACGUGCGGAAAUUGGUAACUAAUUUAGUUACCAAUUCACGCACGUAAUACAAAAGUAUACAAAUUUGCCAACUUUGAAGGGCUAUAUUUUCCGUAUUUUACAACAUUUCGCAACCAAACUUUGUAAUAUUACUAAUUCCAAGACGCUCUUUCCAGCUGUGGUGAUAGAUUUCGUUGUUCUUACUUAGAUUAAAAUUUAGUCUAAAGCGCAAGUCGUCCGUUGGCAGAGCAUUGGACUAGUAUUCCAAAGGUUGUAGGUUCAAUUCCCACCAUGGCCAGGCAUAAUUUUCAAGCUUGCCCGGUGUUGAUAUACACUAAGUGUCUUUUGUUCUCAUGAAAACAGAUUUCUAGCCACUAAUGAGUAAUGGUGAUAUUAUUUAAAAUGACUUUUUUCUCAACUUGUCUUACUCACAUUCUCUAUUUGCAAGAUCUGAACCUCAUCCUUAUAGUUGAAUUGUUUUUAGGGAUAAACAUCCAUAUGACUGCCCUGAAUUCAUAACUACAAAGGUGUGUUAAGUUUGGAAAAUCAGUCAACUUGCUUGCUCAUGUGAAUGAACAAGCCCCAUUAAUAUUGUAAAUCUAAAUGAUUCUUUAAUUAUGUUACAAUAGAUUGAUGAUGGGAAUUCUGCAGAUCUAAAGUGGUUAGGGAAAACGUUCCAGAAAAGUAAAUGAUUACAAAACACAGAAAAUGUUUGUAGUAAAGUGGGCCACUUAGAGGGCCACUAGGGAGAAUACGUUUUGUAAUUGGUACCUCGUUAAAUAGAGUUUAUUGUAUUGUAUUGACAUUUAGUAAUGAAAACUUUGGAAUUGGGACACUGUUUUUCUUACACUACAAUCAGCUUUAUUAAAAUAGCCUUUGCAUUGUGAUUUAUGUUGAGAGUCAGGGCUGGAAUUUUAUUGCGGCACUCACGGCAUUUGCUGUAGUUCGAGAAAAAAUACCGCUCCCCAUUAUAGACUCCCUCAACGUACCUGCAAAUCUUGUAAAAAUACCACCCUAAAACAGUAAGAAG
Molecule: messenger RNA, 2665 nt
Organism: Paramuricea clavata
Lineage: Eukaryota; Metazoa; Cnidaria; Anthozoa; Malacalcyonacea; Plexauridae
Source: the annotation of a GenBank genome assembly